Molecule: messenger RNA, 2711 nt
Organism: Sphaeramia orbicularis (orbiculate cardinalfish)
Lineage: Eukaryota; Metazoa; Chordata; Actinopteri; Kurtiformes; Apogonidae
Gene: tent5aa
Product: terminal nucleotidyltransferase 5Aa
Exons: 3
Coding region: 836-2053 (405 amino acids)
Biological process (GO): mRNA stabilization
Molecular function (GO): RNA binding; poly(A) RNA polymerase activity
Source: RefSeq, a predicted model, not a curated record
CAUCCUCUGUGCCUGCAGCCCUCGCUCUGCCUCAGGGACACACUUCUCCACAAGUGGAAGAAAAUAUGUCGAACUGAGCAGAAGCAGGUUGGGUUUCCUGCGCACACAGAUGCAUUAAGAGGAUUAUUAUUUGUCGGAAAGAAGGAAGAAGACAUUGGAAAAGUAUGUAGGAGCUGUGCGUAAAAACACCUCGGAGUCCUCACAGGGGUUUGGUUUGACCGUCGUAUCCGUGGGAGGAUUGUGUCAAAGUGCGACUCGAGUUGAGGAGAAGUUUAUUCAUGCAAAUUCAUCAAAUCAUAGGCGUGCCUUUGGGCGAUGGAGUCACAGGCGGAAAAGCAAACCCCCUCCUGGAUCAUCAGCGACCUUCAAAGACCGUGAUGCGCAGCGUUCGGACGCACUGACAGCAGAGGCAAAUGUUUUAAAAGCUCAAGAGGAACACACGGGACAAAGUUAAGGUUCGGUUUGGAAACGCGUCUGAUGGUGUGACGGCUCUGCGCCUCCUGCAAGCGGCUUCGGAUCUGGAUAACUGACGCACGACGGACCGAGAAGCGAGAAGCGACAGCUCAGCCGCGAGCCACCAUUUAUAUCACCCUUAUUUAAUUUGUAUUUUAUUGUUAUUAUUAUUAUUAUUCUAUUUUAUUUAUUUUUUACAUGCUCAUAUCCAGUCCGGACCCAUCCACGUACUGACAAACCCUGAUGUGGAUGAAGUCGCAGCCAGUUUUUUGUGCGUAAAAGGCGCGACCGUUGAUUUCGUUCCACUUGUUGGCGAAACUAUUCCCCAGUCGUUUUUUUUUUUUUUUUUUUUUUAAUUUGUCCUCCUGCUCCUGCUCCAACCAUGUCAGAGGACGACAGCAGCUCCACCACCACCACCACCACCAGCGUCAUGUCCGACACCGAAGGCACCAACGUCAGCGUCCUCAACUGGGAACAAGUGCAGCGUCUGGACUCCAUCCUGACGGAGACCAUCCCGAUCCACGGCCGCGGGAACUUCCCCACUCUGGAGAUGCAGCCCCGGCAGAUCGUCAAGGUGGUGCGGAGUCGGAUGGAGGAGAAACAGAUCCACGUUCGGGACGUUCGGUUAAACGGCUCUGCGGCCAGUCACAUCCUGCAUGAGGACAGCGGACUGGGCUUUAAGGACCUGGACCUCAUAUUUUGCGCAGAUAUGAAAGGUGAAAGUGAUUUCCAGACUGUCAAGGACAUAGUUUUGGACUGUCUCCUGGAUUUUUUACCCGACUGUGUGAAUAAAGAGAAAAUAACGCCGUUAACAUUAAAGGAGGCGUACGUGCAGAAGAUGGUGAAGGUGUGCAACGACUCGGACCGCUGGAGCCUCAUUUCACUGUCCAACAACCGAGGGAAGAACGUGGAGCUGAAGUUCGUGGACUCUCUCCGGCGGCAGUUUGAGUUCAGCGUGGACUCGUUCCAGAUCAAACUGGACUCCCUGCUGCUGUUCUACGAGUGCUCGGAGAACCCCAUGGCCGAGACCUUCCACCCCACCAUCGUGGGCGAGAGCGUGUAUGGGGACUUCGGCGAGGCCCUGAACCACCUGCACCACAAGAUCAUCUGCACCCGGAACCCGGAGGAGAUCAGGGGCGGGGGUCUGCUCAAGUACUGCCACUUGUUGGUGAGGGGCUUCCGGGCGGCUUCGGAGUCAGAGAUGAAGUCCCUGCAGCGCUACAUGUGCUCGCGGUUCUUCAUCGACUUCCCCGACAUCGGCGAGCAGCAGCGCAAACUGGAGUCGUACCUUCAGAACCACUUCGUGGGCCUGGAGGACCGCAAGUACGACUACCUGAUGACACUGCACGGGGUGGUCAACGAGAGUACGGUGUGCCUGAUGGGACACGAGCGGCGGCAGACGUUGGGGCUCAUUGCCAUGCUGGCGGUGCGGGUUCUUGCCGAGCAGAACGUCAUCCCCAACGUGGCCAACGUCACCUGUUACUACCAGCCUGCUCCUUACGUGGCCGACGGAAACUUCAGUAACUACUACAUCGCGCAGGUGCAGCCGGUGUUCGCCUGCCAGCAGCCGGCGUACUCCACCUGGCUGCCGUGUAACUGAGUCCAUGACCCCCCCCCCCCCCCCCCCCCCCCCCGAGGGACACACGAUGAGAGUCUGAUUUAUAGAAACAGGAGCGAGGGGCUUCGGCACCGCCUCAAACCUGUGUCGGACAGCCGAGAGCAGAAGGAGUCUUUAUAAUGUUUUGCAUCAAAGCUUGUGUUUUUGUCCAAAUGGUAAAAUGCGGUCGGCUUUUGGUUCGAGCCUGAGCUGAAGUCUCAAACAGCUGACCUUCACACACUCCUGCCAAGCCUUCCAGGUUUGGAAAAGACUCAUUUUUCUAAAAGUGGAAUGCAAACGUGCGAAUGCAAGCACCAAAACUGUCACACAAACCGUACGAGACCAGACCCAAAAUCUGUCAAGAACUGAUGACAGUCCUGUUCCUGCACCGGCGCCCUGAAGGCCUCAGCGUUCGGGGGGGGGGGGGCGUUGGGUUCAGCGUCUGCUCUGACACUCUGGGGGGAACCGGAGCCGUGCAGAGUCCUGAAACGAGUACAUUAAUUAGACUCCUCUGUCAGAUGAACUGAGGCGGGAUGCUGCUCACUAGUUUGGAAACCAAACAGGCACAUCUCUGCCUGGUUGUUUACAGACCAAAGAUUUUUGAUUGUUUCUUAUGUUGAAACCCAAUUUUGAUGGGCAGAAUAAACAAAAUAUGAAGCUA